Cyclocybe aegerita is the source of this 726-nucleotide messenger RNA. The record is from the annotation of a GenBank genome assembly. NCBI's taxonomy places the organism in Eukaryota, Fungi, Basidiomycota, Agaricomycetes, Agaricales, Hemipholiotaceae.
AUGGUUUACCCCCGCGAUUCCAAACCGACCUACACCAACACUGAUUCCGUCCAUGCGCCUGUUCUAGACUGGUCAACCACACCUCUCGCCACUGAUUACCCAGGGCACUACGUGAAGAUUCUCGACGACGUCUUCUCUCCAGGAGAGUGUGCCGAGCUGAUCGCGCUCGCCGAAUCCGAUGCGCAGUGGAAGCAGGCGGCAGUGCACUACGGUCUCGGCGCACACCAGAACUACGUCGACACCGAUUACCGAAAUAGCGAGCGCAUCCUGCGAUUCGAUAACGCAGCGGCAGACAAGCUGUACCAAAAGUUGCUACCUUGCGUGCAAGAGAUUGUCGAGAUCAAACCUGGCAGCGAAUGGGAGGGCAUUAUCGGCCCUCCAGGUAGAAUAAACGAGACGUGGAAGUGUGUUGGCAUCAACGAGCGCUUAAGCUUCUUGAAAUAUGGCAAGGGAAAUUACUUCCGAGGCCACUGUGACGGUCAGCUGGAGCUUCCAGACGGGCGCUUAUCGCGAGUUACACUCCAAAUCUACCUUGGAGAGGAGCUCGUCGAGGGUGGCGCCACACGGAUUAUGGGGGGCAAGGACCGAUAUCUGGAUGUUCUCCCCAAGAAGGGACGCGUCCUCAUUUUCCAACAACGGAACAUCUAUCACAGCGGUGAGGACGUGACAAAAGGUAUCAAGUACACCCUCAGAAGCGACUUCAUGUUCCGCAGAUUCAAGGAAUAA